Molecule: messenger RNA, 714 nt
Organism: Colletotrichum phormii
Lineage: Eukaryota; Fungi; Ascomycota; Sordariomycetes; Glomerellales; Glomerellaceae
Exons: 1
Coding region: 123-629 (168 amino acids)
Source: RefSeq, a predicted model, not a curated record
UCAUCGCACCUUUUUGAUAUACAUAAAGCUCAAGACACCGUAGACUGCAAAUCUCAACUAUACAUCAACCCCACGGCAUCAAGAAACCUCCUCACCACCACAAACACAACACCUCACAAAAAAUGUUGAACACAACAGUAACCUUAACCCACACCACACCAAUCCCCCCCUCCCUCACCCGCGAAGCCGCCCUAGCCCUCAUCCACGACGCAGAACACCACAUCAACUGCGACCCCAACAUGAAGGACUACACGGCCCGCACGCCCGCCAUCCCGCCCACCGUGCCAAAGGACAUUGACCCCAUCGCCGCGACGCAGUGCUUCUCCGUCACCGACAGCGUGCCCACGAUGCUGCCGAAAGCCAUCUGGAACAGCGACGCCGUGAGCGACUACGAUUUCACGUGUACAAAGGACGGCAGCUUCGUCCGCACGAGUUGUCCGCUCAGUGUCUUGCUCGAGACGCGCUGGCGCGUAAAGGAUGCCGAGGGGGCCUUGGGCGAUGGGGCCUUGGAGUUGGAGGAGGUUGUUGAGAUUCGGUGCUCGAGGCUUUUGGCUGGGGUUGUCAAGUCGCAGUGUGAGAUGAAUUGGAAGGGUUUCCACGAGAAGAUUCUGGCAGGAAAGACGGCGUGAUUUGAUUCAAAGAGGAGCGAGUGUGAGAAAGAUGAAAUGUCCGGAGGUAAUGUACCAGAUUCAAGUAUAGAUGGCAGACGCGGAC